Molecule: messenger RNA, 4128 nt
Organism: Drosophila subpulchrella
Lineage: Eukaryota; Metazoa; Arthropoda; Insecta; Diptera; Drosophilidae
Gene: MTA1-like
Product: metastasis-associated protein MTA3
Exons: 13
Coding region: 188-2836 (882 amino acids)
Biological process (GO): negative regulation of transcription by RNA polymerase II
Cellular component (GO): nucleoplasm; NuRD complex
Molecular function (GO): transcription corepressor activity; zinc ion binding; histone deacetylase binding
Source: RefSeq, a predicted model, not a curated record
AGAGUUGAGUUGUUUCUAAGAUGGCGACGAAAAAAACGCGUCUUCUUAUGUGAAAAAUGCAAUCAUAACAACUCGAGUUUUCAGCUAAUAAAUGUGCGCUAAUUUGAAACAGGACCAUUGAAAAACAGUGCUAAGCGUGUGCCGAGUGUUUUACAUGUGAAAGUUUUGGUGCGGAAGCGUAGUGAAAAUGGCCACAAAUAUGUAUCGAGUCGGAGACUAUGUUUACGUUGAGACAACGCCGAACAGUCCCUACUUGAUACGACGCAUCGAGGAGCUGAACAAAAACCAAACCGGCAAUGUGGAGGCGAAGGUCAUGUGCUUCUACCGCCGCCGGGAUCUGCCCAAUCCGCUCGUGCAAUUGGCCGACAAGCACCAACUGGCCACCGCCGAGGACUCACCGUUGGCGACCAAGCUGAAGAAGACCUGGCUCCGCACACCCGUUGGCGAGGAGCAGGCGGCGCAGGCUGUGCUCGACCCCUCAAUAGCUGCCCUGGAUGAGGAGAGAACCAGUCCGACGCAAGCGUCCGGCGGAGCAGGCUCAGCGACGGGCAAUGCCGGCAGCAACAGCAGUGGCAGCAGCAACAACAACAGCGGCAGCGCGGCCAGUGGAGGAGGAGCAGGUGGCACCGGAGGAGCAGGAGGCGAUGCGGAGAAGGGCGAGGCGUUGACCAGCAAGCAGCGCUACCAGAUCAAGCACCGCGAGCUGUUUCUGUCCCGCCAAGUCGAGUCGAUACCCGCCACACAGAUCCGAGGCAAGUGCUCUGUGACGCUGCUCAACGAGACGGAGUCCCUGCAGAGCUAUCUCAAUAAAGACGACACGUUCUUUUACUGUCUGGUGUUUGAUCCGAAUCAGAAGACGCUGCUCGCCGACAAGGGCGAGAUCCGGGUCGGCAGUCGCUACCAGUGUGAUAUACCCGCCAAGCUCAAGGACACCGCCACCGACGAGCGCAAACUGGAGGAACUGGAGUCGCUGGUGUGGACACCGGAGCACAGCCUGACCGACCGCAAGAUCGACCAGUUCCUCGUCGUCUCGCGCUCCAUCGGCACGUUCGCCCGCGCCCUCGAUUGCAGCAGUUCGGUGAAGCAGCCCUCCCUACACAUGUCCGCAGCGGCAGCCAGCAGAGAUAUCACCCUGUUUCACGCAAUGAACAUUCUGCACAAGCACGAGUACUCGAUUGAGGAGUCCAUGUCAUCGCUAGUUCCUUCUACUGGGCCGGUGCUCUGCCGCGAUGAAAUCGAGGACUGGAGCGCAUCGGAGGCGAAUCUCUUCGAAGAGGCGCUGGAGAAAUAUGGCAAAGACUUUAAUGACAUUCGACAAGAUUUCCUGCCUUGGAAAACGCUGAAACAAAUCAUCGAGUACUACUACAUGUGGAAGACCACCGAUCGCUACGUGCAGCAGAAGCGCGUGAAGGCCGUUGAGGCGGAGCUGAAGCUCAAGCAGGUCUACAUACCGCAAUAUAACAACAAUGGAAAGGGCAACGGAUCAGCCGUAAAGGCGAGCGGAGGAAUCUAUAAUGGAACCACAAACGGGAGCACCGAUCUGUCCAAUAAUGGCAAACCCUGCGAGUCGUGCGGUACAACAAAAUCAUCACAGUGGAACUCGGUCAACAGUGGGCACAGUACGUGUCGUCUGUGCCAGAGCUGCUGGGAGUACUGGCGUAGGUACGGCAGUAUGAAGUCGGCGACCAAGGGAGAUGGCGGCGAUAGCGAGGCCAAGAAGAAGGCAUCAGCAGCUGCGUCGACGCCGACCGCCACGUCAGCGGGAACAGGAUCAGCCACAACGCCAACGGCUGUGGUCGAUCUCAAUGACGACGACAAAAUCAGUGAUCUAACCAAUCGUCAGUUGCACAGAUGUUCUAUUGUCAAUUGUGGCAAGGAGUUCAAGCUCAAGACCCACCUGGCCCGCCACUAUGCGCAAGCGCACGGCAUCGCUAUCAGCUCUGGAUCGCCGCGACCCAUUAUGAAGACGCGCACUGCCUUCUACUUGCACACAAAUCCCAUGACCCGGGUGGCGCGCGCCAUUUGUCGCAGCAUCGUCAAGCCGAAGAAGGCGGCGCGACAGAGUGCGUACGCCAUCAACGCUCUGCUGGUGAAACAAGAAUUUACAAACCGUAUUAGUGGAAAGUCGCAGGCGGAAAUCAAGAAGUUGCUUUUGCUGAAGCCCAAGGACCGGGGUAGUGUCACCAAGAUUGCCAACCGCCUAGGCGCGCCGGGCAGCGGACCACAUGAAUGGCUCAUACUAACGCCCAAGGACAAAAUGCCGCUGCCGGCGGUCGUCUCGUUUCCCAAGCCCCCGAAAGCGGCCGACGGCAGCUUGGUCUACGACCGAGUGCCCAAUAAGUCCCCCGACGUUGUGGCCGUGCCGGCUGAAAAGGAGCUCACAAUAAUUCCAACGCAAGCAACGUCGACGAUACGAAAGCGAGCACACGAGGAGCAGCAGCUAAAUGGCACUGAAGUUACUAUAGUUCCCAGCGGACCUCCUGCCAAGCGGCCGAAUAAGGAUCCCAUGCCCUCGCAUUGCCCCAGUCCCGAACAGUUUGCGGCUAUGAUGGCGGCAUCUGGACAACCCCUCUCCAGGCAUCAUCUCAAUGGUAAACAGAAGAUUGCGCAGAUGGCCCGCGGUGGCAACGGACGCAAGCAGGUCAUCAGUUGGAUGGAUGCUCCGGACGAUGUUUACUUUAGGGCUAACGAUACACACAAAAAAACGCGAAAAAUACUCUCCGCCGUAGACCUGCGUCGCGCCGCGCGCAAACCAUGGCGCACACUGCCCAUCAAGCCUGCGGCGCCCGAGCCGAGUAGCAGGCCCAUUGAAUCACAAAUCGUUAUACUGGACUGACCGUCGCCGGCAAACACAUUACCAGCAUCAGCAUCAGCAUCAGCACCAUCUGCAGCCGUAGCAGCAUCGGCAACCAAGUUGUUAUCGUCUUCAGCAAACAGAUUCGAGCAGCAACAUCCUCCAUUUCCAUACACCAUGGAUGCACUGCUCAACUAGUGAGCGUUCUCUGGUUUGACGGGCUUGCCAUGUACAUACCCCCGCAGCGUAAAGGCACACAGACACACCGUGUGGACAGGCAUUCGACUUAGGAUCAGUGUAGUUACAGCAUCACUGUAUGACAACAGCAACCGAUAGCAACCACAAACCACUUUAUUAGCGCUUAAAUAGAUGUCUUUUUAAAAACAAAUAGUAAGAUAAUAAGUGUUAAGGUCUGUAGCAACAGUAACAGAACGCGAAACAACAAAAUAUUUAUAAAUAUUUUAUAUAUUUUUUAAAUUUAAAAUCUCAACACACCGAAUGCAAACACACAUCUGCCUGCACUUUCGCCAAGGAAGUGUGGGCUUAAUGCAUGAAACUCAAAAGUUCGUUAAUUCGUUUAGUACACAACGCAUUUGCAAUGGUUUUUUUAAUAUAUGUGCAUGUGAGUUCUUGAGAUGUUCUGUCGUACUUUCAAACCGCGCUUCAAAGUUCCACGUUUAAUUUCCUAAGCCUAAACCUAGCUAAGAACCAGAUACGUAAUUAUGAAAUUAAAGAGCCUCCAAAAGUUUUAAAUAGUUUUCUGUCCAGACUUGAAUUGUGUAUGCAUAUAAAAACCGAAAGAUAUAUUUGUAAUUGUUUGAAUGCUUUACAUUGAUGAGUGAAAAAAUUUAAUAUUGUUAAAAAAUGUGACGUGCAAAAUUAAGUAAUUAAAGCCCCAUAAUUUAUGCUGUAACUAAUAACGGAAAACUUCAAAAACAAAAUGUACAGUAAAAAUCUAAAACGUAAAAAUUCGAAUAAAAUGUAUUUUCAUAAUUUAUGUAAACAAGAGAAAGUUCGGUCAUUUAGAGAGCUAUCACACACACGCCUACACCCAACCGACACCCACAUAUAGCAUAUUAUUUACGCAUAUAAAUUAGUACGAAUCUAAGCCGCAUAUACAUUUAAAAAUGUAUGAAUUACAAGAUGACAGCGUCGCAGAUAGCAAAGAAUGCCUAGACCCUAGUGGUAGAGCAGCAGGGCAAGCUGAAACCAGCAGAACAUAAACAGAAAACCAAUAAAAUUAAAUGAUUAUGAAGAAGUUUCGAUUGUAAGCCAACAUACUUUUAACUUUACGACCUAAGCAAUUUUGUAAAAUAAAAACACUUCAAAUUAAA